GACCGUCAAAAAAAGCAAGUUUAAAGAAAGUACCAAAGAAACCUCUCAUGAACUAACAUGGAAAUGCACCCUCUCUACUACAUAUACCCCAUUCCCCACUUGCCAUUUUUCAAAUGAUGAUACCCAAAAACAACUCAACAUCCCUUAUUUAAACCCAUCCAAAGAAUUUUCUGCUUCUAUGGCUCCAACUAAACCAGACGGUCGAUGCAGAAAACACCCAAAACACAAGCAAUCACCCGGCGUUUGCUCUAUUUGUUUAUCCGAUAAGCUUUCUCAAAUUUCACGUGUAGGUUCUGCUUCUUCGUCGACAGACUCAGUUUCUUCCGGUUCUUCUUCGUUAUCUUCUUAUUCUUCUUCUUCUUCGUGUUCUUCUCCGGUGUAUCGUGACUAUGAAGGAAGAGGAUCUUUGUCAUUCUUGUUAAGUGGGAAAAUAAAUGUGCUGACUAAGAGUAGAUCUUUGGCUUUUGUGUCGAGAACAAGAUUGUCGAGAGGUAAUAAUAAUAAAGAAAAGGUUGGUGAUGAUGAAAACAAGAUCAAAAGCGGGUUUUUGUCUAAGUUGCUAUGGCGUCCCAGAAAUAAGAGAAGAGAGGAGGGUUUAGUGCACUCAAGAACCAUGAGAGAAAGGAUGAUGAUGAGUAUCAGUACUAAGGUUAAUUGAUCCAUCAUUCACGCAUUUUAUUGAUUCUUUAUUAAUUUCAUUUGUUAGGUUAUAAAUUUUAAUAUGUUACUACAAUUUUAUAUCAAAGAAUAAUUAUGGAUAUAUUUACGAUACAUGGAGGAAUAUAUAAUACUACUAUAAAGCAAAAAUAUGCAUGGAUUGCCAGCUGAAGAUGCAUGUCUUGUUUUGCGUAUAGUAAUCAAAUGAAUUUCAGUUAUAUGGUACUGAUACUACUUUUUCCAGUAA
This is a messenger RNA of Mercurialis annua (annual mercury), 904 nucleotides long. RefSeq lists its product as uncharacterized. The record is from RefSeq and is a predicted model, not a curated record. Bases 179 to 658 code for a protein of 159 amino acids. The transcript has a single exon. Lineage: Eukaryota; Viridiplantae; Streptophyta; Magnoliopsida; Malpighiales; Euphorbiaceae.